Messenger RNA from Macrosiphum euphorbiae (potato aphid), 210 nucleotides. The record is from the annotation of a GenBank genome assembly. NCBI's taxonomy places the organism in Eukaryota, Metazoa, Arthropoda, Insecta, Hemiptera, Aphididae.
AUGCCAGAGCAAGGAUUAAAAAGACUUAGAAAAGAACCUACUUACUUAAGCGUAUAUGAUGUAACUGUUUCAACUGCAGCCGACCAACAGACCAAUAACUGUUUAAGUGAUGAUGAUUCAAAUAAAAAAGAAUAUUGGAAAUUAAAUGCCUUCUAUGUAAUCAUGGACUCAAUAAUUAGCAGUUUGAAAGAUUUUCUGAAGAAAGUUUAA